This is a messenger RNA of Naegleria gruberi, 954 nucleotides long. RefSeq lists its product as uncharacterized. Gene Ontology annotation, biological process: dGTP catabolic process. The record is from RefSeq and is a predicted model, not a curated record. Bases 1 to 954 code for a protein of 317 amino acids. Lineage: Eukaryota; Heterolobosea; Eutetramitea; Acrasida; Naegleriidae. The transcript has a single exon. Gene Ontology annotation, molecular function: dGTPase activity.
AUGUUACUGAUUAGAAAACUCAGCCCAACAGAUCACAAGCAACAAUUAGCUGGUUUACUACAUGACAUUUCACAUACAGCUUUUAGCCACUUGGUUGAUAUUAUUUUGGAAAAUAGAAAAGAUGAUUUCCAUGAAACUAUUUUGGAUAACAUUAUUCAAGCUCCAAAUGAUAAGUUUAUUAAUUAUAUUGGAAAUUCUCUCUCCCUUAUGGAUAUUUUGAAAGAAUUUAACAUGCAAGAUGUUGUUGAAAAUUUAAAACUGGACACUUACACAUUAUUGGAAAAGGAUUUUCCAAUGCUUUGUGCAGAUAGAAUUGAUUAUACUCUAAGAGAUUCUUAUUGUUACAAAUUGUUAAAUUUCACUCAAGAAGAUUUUUCGAAAAUGGUGUCUUCUCUUAAAAGAAUUGAAUUUGAAGAACAGGAAAUCAUUUCUUUUUCCAUUGAGGAUUUGUUAUCUGCUGAACUUUUUAUGAAAGUUUAUAAGGUGUUAGUGGUUGAUUUUUUCCUUGGUCUCCCCAAUUUAUUUUUCAAUGAUCUUGUUGGAGAUUUAUUGAGAGAAUGCAUGAAAAUUAAUAUAAUUACAAUUGAAGAUAUGAUUUGGGGAGAUGAUUUAUAUUGUCUUGGGAAAAUUUUUAGCCCUACCCAACCUAUUUUGAAUCAAAAAGUAACAGAAAUUAUUAAUACUUUGAAAUUUAGAGCAAACAUUAUUUCAACACAAAAUGAAUCAUUAAUCGAGCAAGAUAUUAUCCAAAACUAUGUAGAGAUUGUUAGUGACCCAUCAGAAAGUGACUAUUUCCCAAAAAGAAAAAAGAGGGUGGUUGACUUUAAGGUCCAACAAACUGAUGGGAAGUUAGAAUAUAUUUCAGAAUGCUCCAAUUUUGCUAAAAUUAUGUUUAAUGAAAUGAAUAAUCAAGAACAAACACUCCUUCCAAUGAAACGUAGAACAACGAAAUAA